AUGAGCCGCCUUCCUCCACACUCAGGACAUGGUGGUGGGAAAGGAAUCAAAGUUCCGGCCUCUGUUAGUGUAAAUAGUAUAACUAAUGAACCAUCUUCUGUUUUUAAAAGUCCUCAUGCGCAUAAUAUCAAGAAAUGCUCAGCAAUGAUCGAAAUUUCGUGGGAUAGCUACAUCAAUGCCGAGACAUUCCCAGAAUUCAAUGAUGGGUACCGAGAAGACUUAUUUUUCGACAACGCUGACCAUGAUGCAUUAAUGGAAGAGUCCCAGUAUGCAAGGGAAUCAGAAAUGUAUGAACGUCAAGAGCGAAGACGGCGACUUCACUCCAAGUAUAGUGAAGCAAAAUCAAGAAGAUCUGCGAUGUAUCCAAAUCAACAACAACAAAAUGCGGCUGAUUGCAUUAUUGUAGGAAACAAUGGUGUUAAAUAUGCUGUAGUUGGUAAUCUGGGACAUGGCCAGUUCGGGCAAGUGUAUGCGGCAAUAGAAGUCACAUCAAAUUUAGCUAAUAAACCAAAAUACGCUAUAAAAGUUGCCAGACCAGGUCCAAUGUACAGACAACAAGCAUUUCGCGAGGUUCAAAUCUUAAAACAACUACAAAAGCUUGCAACGCCUGAUGAAUUAAAGUAUUGUAUUCAUUUUGUUGACUGGUUCAAUUUUAACGAUAGAUUAUGCAUCGUCAACGAACAUCUUUACAUUAAUCUCUUCGAAGUCAUCAAGAGACGUGGUUAUAGAGGCUUACCACUCCAAUUAAUUCAAUCCGCAACAAGACAACUUCUUUUUACUCUCAAGACCUUAGAAAAAUGUAACAUCGUACACUCAGACAUCAAGCCAGAGAAUAUUCUCCUCAAAGAUGAUAAAGGAAGCGAUAUAAAAUUGGUUGACUUCGGUUCCGCGAGAUUUAUACAGCAACCAGCAUCCAAUUACAUUCAGAGUAGAUAUUACAGAGCUCCUGAAGUUGUUCUGGGCUUGGAUCAUGAUUAUAAAAUCGAUAUAUGGAGUGCAGCUUGCGUUGCCUUCGAAUUGUUCAUUUCUAUGCCACUUUUCCCAGGCCAAAACGAAAUCCACCUACUGGAAUUGAUCGUAGCCUUUCUUGGCGAAUUUCCACCCGAAAUCGUCAAAAAAUCACCGAGACAGAACCUUUUCCAGAACGGAAAGCUCAAGAGCGAGGAACAGGUAUGCAUGGAAAACGGAACGCAGCCAGUGUAUUUCCAGAAAUACUUCCAAUACGACACAAUGGAGGAAAUUAUCCUUCAGUACGAGUACAUGUUCGGUAAUACACCUCAGGCAAGGGAAAGCGAGAGGAAACGUCGCUUGAUCUUCAUUGAUUUCUUGAGAAAAACUCUCAAUUUGAACCCAGAAAAGAGAUUGAAUGCGACUGAGGCUUUGCAACAUCCUUUCAUCACUUCUUAUCUUAGUAAGUUGUAA
This is a messenger RNA of Trichomonas vaginalis G3, 1422 nucleotides long. RefSeq names its product protein kinase protein. NCBI's taxonomy places the organism in Eukaryota, Parabasalia, Trichomonadida, Trichomonadidae. Gene Ontology annotation, cellular component: cytoplasm. Gene Ontology annotation, biological process: peptidyl-serine phosphorylation; peptidyl-threonine phosphorylation. The record is from RefSeq and is a predicted model, not a curated record. The transcript has a single exon. Gene Ontology annotation, molecular function: protein tyrosine kinase activity; protein serine/threonine kinase activity; ATP binding. The coding region runs from base 1 to 1422 and encodes 473 amino acids.